Molecule: messenger RNA, 1803 nt
Organism: Manihot esculenta (cassava)
Lineage: Eukaryota; Viridiplantae; Streptophyta; Magnoliopsida; Malpighiales; Euphorbiaceae
Product: Golgi SNAP receptor complex member 1-1
Exons: 5
Coding region: 344-931 (195 amino acids)
Biological process (GO): endoplasmic reticulum to Golgi vesicle-mediated transport; vesicle fusion
Cellular component (GO): cis-Golgi network; Golgi medial cisterna; Golgi membrane
Molecular function (GO): SNAP receptor activity
Source: RefSeq, a predicted model, not a curated record
UCUAAAAUUGAGACGAAUUAGCGAGAAAUUUAGGCCUCUCAUACUAAUUCUCUCAAAUAAAUAAGCACGGUCGCGCGACAAAAUUAGUCGGGAAAUGAAUUUGGAAUUACGCAAACUUCCUCCGCCCCACGAUUGCCGUUGAGGAGAGCGGACCAUCUGUCUCCGUCGUCAAACAAACCAACCACCCCUCUCUUCCUCUUUUCUUCGUCCAUCAGAUCUCAGAUAGCAAACCCUCCCUUCUACCCAGAAAAAAGAUACUUACUUUUUCAUAUUUUUAAAGGAAUUCUCAUUUAACAUCUUUAUUUUUUCAUUCUUCAAGUGUAAGAGGACAAUUUCAGAGCAAAUGGAUUUGCCUAGCUCAUGGGACGCUUUACGCAAACAGGCAAGGAAACUCGAAGCUCAGUUGGAUGAGCAGAUGAAUUCAUACCGUAAACUAGUUUCUGCAAAGGCUUCUACUAAAGUAGCUACUGCAGUAAAUGAUCUUGAAUCUGGGUUAGACCAACUGCUAAAGCAGCUCCAACAAGUGAAUUCACAGAUGCAAGCUUGGGUGUCAUCUGGAGGAUCAGAAAUGGUUUCUCAUACCUUGACCAGGCAUCAAGAAAUUCUUCAAGAUCUUACUCAGGAGUUUCAUCGUCUUCGUUCCAGCCUCAGAGCUAAGCAACAACAUGCUUCACUCCUUGAGGAUUUUAGGGAGUUUGAUCGAGCUAGACUAGAGUUGGAAGAUGGUGUAGGUUCUGCAGAGCAAGCUUUUCUUAGAGAGCAGGCAUCCAUUAGCCGAAGUACAGGACAGAUGGAUAAUGUGGUUUCACAAGCUCAAGAAACUCUUGGUGCACUUGUUCUUCAACGUUCAACUUUUGGGGGAAUCAAUUCAAAGCUCAGCAAUGUUAGCAGCCGGCUUCCAACGUUGAUUAAUUAUUGGCGACACCUGUGAAGCACAGAAACACAUCUGAUGCAGCAUCUCAAUGUUCUGUAAUGGAAGCUCUGCAUCGCGGACCAUUUUUGCAAUUUGUGAAAAAUUGGAGACCUGCAGGUCUCUGUUGGUGAAGAGAAAAAAAGAACACUUCUUUCUGUCAUGCUGGAAGAAAAAAAUUCAUUCCUUUCUGGCUUUUUGCUACCGCUGCGCUUCCUGGGCCCUUCUCUUACCUGUGCAAUCCCAACAUGCUGUCACAUGAGAAAAAAUUCGUUCCUUUUUCACUAGUUGCAAUUCUCCUCAGGCCCUUAGUCUCUCACCUGUCAUCAGAAAUGUCAGUGAUUUAACUUGUCCUUGUCGACAUCCUUUGACCUAUCCCAAACCUCAUCCCUUUUGGCUGCAAUGAGUUUUUGUUGUUGCUUUUUAACCAAUUUUUGUUCUUUUCUUUUUAUUUCCCUAUUCCUUCUUUCUACUUUUGACCAGGUUCUUGUUCAUAUUCCCCUCUUUUUUAAGGAUUAUUGCUGUUAGUUUUUUAUAAUCAGUUUCAAUUGAAGAAUUCUGAUUAAUUGAUUUAAUGAUAUCUGCAAAACUGGUGAUAAAAUAUACUUGACUACGUUUUUUAAUAUUCUGUCAUAAAAAAUAUUUAUAGAUGUAUCCUUGUAUAUUUUUGAUAUUUAGACUUUUUUCAGGUUUCUGUUUCCUAUAUUUUUCAGAAAUGCCAUUCCCCAUGUCGAUUUCUGCAUUUCUGCGUAUUAUCAUUUCUGUUCUCGUGCUACUUAGGGUGCCACCACCAUAUAUUAUAAUGAAUGACUUUAAGAAAAUAGGAACUUUAAGAAUCAGAUGGUAAUGAGAUGUUGUUUAUGCAAGUUUUGAUGUGCUACUUUGAUACGACG